GCGCAGCUCGAAAUCAGGCACUGUGGCAGCUUUGUGCAACGGUUUUGCACGUAUUGAGAGCCGCACACGACGCCGCUGCGAGCCGUGACAAUCCCUGCCUGCCACAGGCUAGGCAGUCAUGUCCAGCCACCCCCUCGCGCGGGCGGUCGAGGGCGUCCAGGAGCGCACGGUCUCCGGCGCUCUGAUUACGGGCGGCUGCGUAUUACUUAUAUUAUCACUAUUAACCGGUGAGCUGUCGUCGUACUUCUACCCAAAUUCAAUACAUCACCUCGGAGUGGACGACGGCGACGCGUCCAUCGGCAGCCGUCCUUUUCAUGUCCCCGACCGACUCCCCAUUGAAUUAUCUGCAACGUUCGCGCACGUGAAGUGCGACGACCUCGAAUUAUCCAUAGAGGCCGCCCGAGGUCUGCGGGACGCGGUCGAUCGAAUAAACUUCCGGGAACCGCAUGCGAAGGAGCUGUAUGGGUGGAGCGACGCUUCCACCAGUGAAGGCUGCACCUUGGACGGCAAGCUACGGGUGGGGAAAGUGAGCGCCCACUUCUCCGUUGGGCUCACAGCGGCGGCGGCCCCGGCCAAGCCGAACGUGAUCAUGGUCCAGUCCUUUCUGCGGCAAGCGACGAAUGCCGGACCAUCAAAGAACAUGACGCAUAAAGUGCAUGUCUUCAGGUUCGGGAGCCGAUCAUCAGUAACAAAAAACGCGCCCUUAGAUGGGUUAGUCUCGCCCGACCUCGACGGCCAGGCGCGCUACGCGCUGAAGGUCAUCCCGACGGUCCUCGACGACGGCUGGUUCCCGCAAGUCGCGAACCAGUACUCGCUCGCCGAGUCUUAUGUUUCUGCAAAACAGUUACAGACAGACAGUACAGCGGUCCCGGGCAUCGUCUUCUUCUACGACUUCUUCCCCGUCAUGGUGCAGGUCAAGAAGGAGCGGACGUCCAUACUGGAGUUUUUGGUGUCGCUGUGCGCGGUCGUCGGGGGGUGCGUCGCGCUGGCGUCUUUGCUCGACGGGGCCGUCUUUUCGACGACGAAGGUGCUUGCCGGGAAGGCUGAUUAAUAUUAUGUUUUAA
Pelagomonas calceolata is the source of this 1064-nucleotide messenger RNA. NCBI's taxonomy places the organism in Eukaryota, Pelagophyceae, Pelagomonadales, Pelagomonadaceae. The record is from the annotation of a GenBank genome assembly.